CCUCUUGCUUUUGAGGUUGCCAGAGAUUCGCGGUUAGAUUGCACCGCUCGGGCUCUCCGAAACAGGCCUGGUCCCGAAACUCCGACAUUCCCCAGAUAACCCAGCGAGACUUGACCUCUACAUGCAAUCCGGGUCUGCUCCACGGCCCUUGAAAAUGAUUCUAUGUCGUCGAUGCCAAAUGUUUACGGUGGCACAUACUGAUAUGGUCCGCUGGGCAGAAUGAUCGCAUCUAGCGAGUCACCCUCACCGCUGCCGUCUUUCACCCAGCAUCGCAAAGAGAAUCGCAGUACCAGACCGCCUCCACCGGAACUCUGCCUCGAAGCCGAUAACGACUCCGUACCCAAUAAAGAUCACUUCGAAGACCUUCGAGGGCGAAUUUUGGCGACCGUCGCCGCAGACAAUCUGAAUGGAGGAAUGAUGAUGGCGCAACUUCAAGCGGAACCGCAGCAGGUUGUUGGGACAGAGUCUCCGAGGAACCGCGAUAUGCAUGAUGGAGUACAACCUGACGGAAGAAAUAUGAUGCAUGUGGAUGUGGAUAAACUUGAGAGGGAAGCUGUUCUCCAGUCAGCUGGUAGUGUGCUGGGGGAUCUCACCACGCCCUUGGAUUCUCACUCUGCGCCGGUGGCGGGCGAGGACAAGAUAACCGUUGCUAAACGACGCAGAGAGGCCCCUCACGGCUCACCAAGAGCUCGCGGUAGAUCCGUUGGUGUGGACGCUGAAUUUUCCACCACAAGCCAGGAUUCGUCGAGAGUGAGUAAUGGGCUAUCGGAUGUGCAUGCAGGGACAGAUAUAGAGGAAAAGGAUACCGACAACGGUUCAGCACUUGGGCUAGGGCUUGUGUCCCCGACUCUUACAGAAAAUGGAGUGGAAGCCGCUGCAGUUCCAUCGUUGCAAGAUGACCGCUUCCCAGAUGUCAAUGGAAGUCCAAGCCGGCCUCGGCGAGAAUCAUCUCCAGGGCGAAUUCGUGAGAGAGAAAAGGUCUUGAAGCUCUCCCCGGAAAAGAUACAAGAACUCACAUCAUCGCCUGAGUCAAUCCCUUACCGUAAAGUGUCACCAGAUCACCAUAAGGGACAAGGGGACAUUCACGAUACACCGUCUUUGCCAUCGCGAACAGUACAAUACGGAUUACAGGGGGAACACAUCCCCUCCAAACGGCCACCGGAGGAGGUGAGGACACCAGACAACAGAGCCUGGCAGACAAAGAGUAGGAAGGAAAUUCAUCUCGAUGAACCUCCUGAAUUUUUCGCUUCGGUCGCGCAAGGUUCUUCGACUGUUCGACAUCGUCCACAUACAACGCGGACGAUUUCGACCCCAGCAUCCACACGCCAACGGACCUCGUCAGUGGGCAAUGAACGUCCCGCUCAUAAUUGGACGCAACGGUCGAAGCAUGACCGAUCAGCGCCCAAUCGAAUUGAUAUCGAGCACAAAAAUAACCUCCUUCCUUCAUACAUCGCCGACCCUAAUCCAUCACCGAUGCCCCAGACAAUUCCACUUCCCCCGCUCUCCAUACCCACGUACCUUCAGUUAGAACUUUCUUCCAGUCGGCCCUCUCCGUUGUAUAUCCAUCGGUCUGUGGCGAGCGACUUUCCUUACGAAUCUUCUCGAGUUAAAAUCGAGAGAUUGCAGAAUUUCUUUAUGCUACCUCCAAUCCUAGAGCAGGUACUCUGGUUCGGUGCCUUGGCGUGUCUCGAUUCGUGGCUGUACUCUUUCACGAUACUUCCUUUACGUUUCAUCAAGGCUCUUUAUAUACUGGCACAUUCAUGGGCCGUCAACCUUUAUGCGGAGGUUCAAUUUAUCUCCGGGUUCGUCAUCAAAGGCGUUGGAAGAGUAUGGCGACGAAGAAGAGAAGCUGCUUCUGCAAAGCUAUCUGAGCAACGAGGCAGAGAAGACGAACCACCCUCGAGAAGCGUAUCUGCCAGCUCCUCUGCGAAACAAGAUACCUCUCUGUCAGACCGGGAGACGAAACCUCGAUCUAACAUACCGCAACCGGAUCAUGCGCGGCGCCUAGGGCGACCUGGUAACACGAGGCAUCGCAGGCAGAAGUCGAUCCCAUCUGCGUUGCUACCAGAUGACAAAGCUGAUAUUCUAAAGGGGCUACUUAUGAUCGCUACCUGUUGUGUUCUCAUGUUUUUCGAUGCCAGUAGGGUAUAUCACUGGAUCCGAGGCCAGGCAGCCAUCAAGCUCUACGUCAUCUAUAAUGUUCUGGAGGUCAGUGACCGACUUCUAUCUGCCAUAGGACAAGACGUUCUGGAGUGUCUUUUCUCCCGUGAGGCCCUAGAGCGGAAGCCCGAUGGAAGGAGUAAAGUCUUUCGACCAUUCUGGCUAUUCCUGAUUGCGCUGGCGUAUACCGUCAUUCACGCGAUUUCUCUCUUCUACCAGGCCAUCACGCUUAAUGUAGCGGUGAAUUCUUAUUCGAACGCUCUGAUCACUCUUCUACUUUCGAAUCAGUUCGUUGAGAUCAAAUCGACCGUAUUCAAGAAGUUUGAGAAGGAAAACCUCUUCCAGCUCACCUGUGCAGACGUUGUGGAGCGAUUUCAACUCUGGUUGAUGCUGAUCAUCAUUGCAUCCCGGAACAUUAUCGAGACAAGGGCGUUUAAUUUCUUUGGCACGAUAGGGCCGGGUUUUAGCAAUGGUCCCUCUGCAAGUACGAACAGCACGCCAGUUUCAACACCGCCACGGUCCUCGUCAUCGAUUCUUCCCCAAUCGUUUACCAUAUUCCCGUCCUCUCUGUUUUCAUCCCUCACUGGAGCAAAUUCGUUCUUGACCAAUCUGGGCCAAUUGCUCGGACCAUUCCUCGUGGUCUUGGGUUCCGAGAUGCUUGUGGAUUGGCUGAAGCAUGCUUACAUCAACAAGUUUAACAACACUCGUCCAGCAAUCUACAGCCGCUUCCUCGACGUUCUGGCCAAGGAUUAUUACACGAACGCCUUUGCUGACCAGAACCUGACUCGACGACUGGGUUUACCUGUUAUACCUCUGUCCUGUCUCUUCUUCCGUGUUUCUGUGCAAACGUAUCAGAUGUUUCUUGCGGCGUGGUUGCCCCAGCUUCCGCCGUCUACUCCAUCAGAUACAACGUCUCUUUCGUCGAUACACAGACACUAUGCUCCUUCUCCAUCACCAUCCGUGACACCAUUCACGCUCAAAACUGCAAUUCCGAAUACCAUCAACCAUAUAACAAGUCUCUUUCAGUCUGUCAUCGCUAAUGCCACACCGUCUCCCGCAAGAUCGGUCCCAGUCUUCACGGUUAUCAUCGUCCUCACAUGCUACGCUGUACUCCUGAUCUUCAAACUCGCUCUUGGCAUUUGUCUGCUAUCUUUUGCGCGGUCAAGAUAUAAAGCCAUGAAGGUCAGAGAACAGGAUGAAUUCUACCGAUCGGCAAACAGUAACACGGGACAGAAAUCUUCGCAAGGAAAUGGCCCCUCUUCGUCCCGGGGUCGCGAGUUCGUCGUUGAAGGCGGAAGACGCCUUGGCGGAUGGGGAGUAGUCGAGGUCGAUGAUGACAAAAAGCGAUGGAUCUACGCGGAUGACCCGGAAGGACUGAAGAAAGUGAGGGAAAGAGAAGAGAGAGAUAAGUCUGGCAAAGAUACCGGAGGUGAUAUCGAAGGAGUGAAAAGAUACGAAAUGGUCGCAAAGAGGAUAUGGUGAGUCGUAUCUCUGGUUGCAUUUUCACGGAAUUCUGUCAACAGUAAAGAGACCAGUUUGUGUCAUGUAUGUACUAUACUUUCUCUCAUAGAGAACAUAUCAAUCAUCUGCGUCGUGUUCUGCCAUGGCGACUCGUUCAUUUACAGAUAUUUUCUUUUGCCGAAGAAAAUUCGCGGGAACCUUAUAUCGGAUCCCCAUCCAUAGCCAG
Paecilomyces variotii is the source of this 3847-nucleotide messenger RNA. RefSeq names its product putative cytomegalovirus gH-receptor family protein. The record is from RefSeq and is a predicted model, not a curated record. Bases 220 to 3642 code for a protein of 1140 amino acids. The transcript has a single exon. Gene Ontology annotation, biological process: maintenance of protein localization in endoplasmic reticulum. Gene Ontology annotation, cellular component: endoplasmic reticulum membrane. NCBI's taxonomy places the organism in Eukaryota, Fungi, Ascomycota, Eurotiomycetes, Eurotiales, Thermoascaceae.